Orcinus orca (killer whale) is the source of this 614-nucleotide messenger RNA. RefSeq names its product urocortin (gene UCN). Gene Ontology annotation, biological process: negative regulation of feeding behavior. The transcript has a single exon. Gene Ontology annotation, molecular function: hormone activity. Lineage: Eukaryota; Metazoa; Chordata; Mammalia; Artiodactyla; Delphinidae. Gene Ontology annotation, cellular component: extracellular region. The coding region runs from base 179 to 559 and encodes 126 amino acids. The record is from RefSeq and is a predicted model, not a curated record.
GGUGGCACAGGACUGGGCAGCGGCUGGGGCUGGAGGGAAGGCUGUGGGCACCGGGCAGCAGUCGCAGGGGCCCGACAGGGGCGCUGGAAGUGCGCGGGAAGGAGAGUGGCUCCCCCUGCGACUGCCCCUGGCGCGCCUCACCCUGCGCUGCGCCUGUGUGUCCAGGGCCGGUGGUACCAUGAGGCCGGCGGGACGCGCGGCGCUGCUGGCGGCGCUGCUGCUCCUGGCACAGCUGCGCCCGGGGAGCAGCCAGUGGAGCCCGGAGGCGGCGGCGGCCGGGGUCCAGGACCCAAGUCUGCGCUGGAGCCCUGGGACACGGAACCACGGUGGAGGGGCCCGCGCGCUCCUCUUGCUGCUGGCGGAGCGCUUCCCGCGCCGCGCGGGACAGGGCCGAUGGGGAUCCGCGAUCACAGGCGAGCGGCCGCGACGGGACGACCCUCCGCUGUCCAUUGACCUCACCUUCCACCUGCUACGGACCCUGCUGGAGCUGGCGCGGACGCAGAGCCAGAGGGAGCGCGCCGAGCAGAACCGCAUCAUAUUCGACUCGGUGGGCAAGUGAUCGGCGGGGUCUGGGGCCCCGAAAAUCUCGACCCCCACCCCCACCCCCGGGCUGA